CGUUACCGACGCGUUGUGUGCAAUGGUGGAUGAGGUCCGCGAAGACCGCUCGUGCGCGCCAUCGAGCUACCGACUAUUCCGGCCAUUUCCCCGAUAAGUACAACGGAAUCGCUCGCCGCCGGUGACCGGUCGUCGCAUCUCGCUCGUCCGAAGCGUCGGGUCGCGGAUACGCGUCGCUUCGCCCAACGUCGCCCGAUCGUGCUACAGUGGUAUCUUGCCGCGCCGUUUUUCGUUCGUUUUGACGCAGGUUUCACCGCGAGAGGGUACGAUAGCGGUGAUAGAGCGGUCGAAGAGGCGAGAGAGAGAGCGAGAAUCGUGCGCGCGCGCACAUAGAGGCAUUCACGGCGGCUUCCCUGCUCCCUCCUAAAUCGUCGACGCCGCCAUCGUCGCCGCCGAUAAAUCUCGAGAUUCUCGAAGUUUCCUCGAGCUCGAUCGUCGCGAUACGAACGGCUCGCGUCGCGAUCACGAGCGCGUAUCCGCCCGGGUCGCGGCGCGUCGCCGAGCCGCCCUUCUAGCGUUCACAUUGUCGGUGGCCGUAAACAGCGCGUAUACGUAAAUACGGACGUGCACAGGCACACACACGGUACGCGUCGCCUCUCCGUACGCGUGUGUACGUGUUGCGCGCCGCUGGGAGACACACCGUUUCUCGUAGCGGUGGCGGCGGCGACUUUCGGCGCCCCCAGAGUUACUUUACGACCCGCGGCUUUUGUCACGAAUCGGAGGUGCGCGGAGGAACGGUGCGCGCGGCCCGGACCAACGAGAGCGAGACGGCCCCGUUGUUGCCGAUCGCCGGACGUGGAGACGUCGUGGUACGGUGUUCGAGUGAGCGAGAAUACGAGUGCGCGCGGAAGGAGCUCGCGCCGUGAAACGGCGCCCGCGAAGAGGUUAGAAUCGCGGAAGGACGUACGGUCUGUCGUGGAGUGGCGCGACUCGGGUGGUUCGAGGAAGUGACGAGUUUCACGCGUGUGCGAAUAGACUUUUGAGUAGUGUCGUCGUCGACGGGUCUCGACGACGACAACGGACGAAUACGGGCCGCGAUUUCUGUGAUAAAGGAGGGGACGCCCGCACAGGACCGUCGAAAGCGGCGGCGCGCUUCAAAACUGACUCGUCGGCAGCAGCGACAACGAUAACGCGAACGACGACGAAAACGGCUGUUGUGGUGUCGCGUAGUGUUGUAUGAUCGCACGGUAUGAAAAAAUGAUGUGAUCGACGAUCAUCAUGGCGGCACCCAUGCUAAAGUGGAAGCGGAUCCUGAAUCCGACCGGGCCCCAGCCGCGACCCAGGCAUGGCCACCGGGCGGUCGCCAUCAAGGACCUUAUGGUCGUUUUCGGCGGCGGGAACGAGGGCAUCGUCGACGAGCUGCAUGUAUACAACACUGCAACAAAUCAAUGGUUCGUGCCAUCCACGAAGGGAGACAUUCCGCCAGGUUGCGCGGCAUAUGGAUUUGUUGUCGAUGGCACGCGUAUUUUUGUCUUUGGUGGAAUGGUAGAAUAUGGCAAAUAUUCUAACGAGCUGUACGAAUUACAAGCGAGUCGGUGGGAAUGGAAGCGUUUGAAACCAAAGCCACCUAAGCACGAACCACCACCGUGUCCACGAUUGGGACACAGUUUUACCCUUAUUGGUAACAGGGUCUUCCUUUUUGGGGGUUUGGCGAACGACAGUGAUGAUCCGAAAAAUAAUAUACCGAGAUAUCUGAAUGAUCUGUACACGCUCGAACUCCUUCCUAAUGGCCAAACAGCCUGGGAUGUGCCGCAAACGCACGGGCACGCACCACCUCCCAGAGAAUCCCAUACCGGAGUGGCGUACGCCGAUCGUACCACAGGUAAAUCCUGUCUGGUAAUUUAUGGUGGUAUGAGCGGUUGCCGUCUAGGUGAUUUGUGGUUCCUCGAUGUCGAUUCAAUGACCUGGAACAAACCAGUGGUUCAUGGUCCUACUCCUCUACCACGAUCGCUUCAUACUGCCACUUUAAUCGGUCAUCGAAUGUAUGUAUUUGGUGGAUGGGUGCCAUUGGUCGUCGAUGACGUUAAAGUCGCGACUCACGAAAAAGAGUGGAAGUGCACGAGUACACUGGCAUGCUUGAAUCUAGAAACUCUUACUUGGGAGCAACUGACGGUUGAUUCCUUGGAGGAGAAUGUUCCUCGUGCCCGAGCUGGUCAUUGCGCGGUUGGAGUACACAGUAGACUUUACGUUUGGUCUGGUAGAGAUGGCUAUCGUAAAGCAUGGAACAACCAGGUUUGUUGUAAAGACCUAUGGUACCUUGAAGUCAGUAAACCAGCGGCACCUUCCAGAGUUCAGCUGGUUAGGGCUUCCACACAAUCAUUGGAAGUCAGCUGGACAGCGAGCCCGUCUGCGCAAUAUUAUAUUCUUCAAAUACAGAAGUAUGACAUGCCACCGGUAGCGGCGACUAAUACCUUCCCAUCGGUGAGCACACCGACACCAACUGCGCCUAUCGUUAGUACUCCUAUAGCGGUGACAACCUCUGCGAUGGUGGCAACACCUGUGACUGUACCUAUUACAUCUCCGCCUGUGACAACUGUCGCUGCUCUUCCUCCGACUACACCGCCUGUUGCCGCUGCUGCUAGAGCAUCCGUAGCAACAGCUGUGGCUACGGCAGUAGCAGCUCCAUUACGAGUCCAAAGUGCGAGUCCCGUGCAGAAGCCACCGUCGCAAACGGCGCAAAAACCAACGAGUCCUAUGACUCCAAGAGUCGCGACUGGUAAUGUUAUACGUAUUCGAUCUCCUCUGGUCACUUCCACAGCAGCAGUGGCUACGGCAACGGCCGUGGCAGUAGCUACCACCGAGCAACAACAAACAGCUGUAACUGUCACUACUACUACUACAACUGCUGGUCAAACGCCCGCUGCCAUGUCAGGAAUCGCCGCUUUAGCUGCGGCAGCGGCAGCUACACCGAAAAUUACUAUGAACAAUGUUUCAAUGCUGCCACAGACCGCAGUCGCAGCUGCGACCGCAACCAAUACCAUCAGGAUGAAAAAUGUUCAACCAGGUCAGCAGAUUCGUUUCGCCGCGCCUGGCGCCACGGUGUUGCGCACUGCUUCGCCGCAACAGAGUAAGCAGAUUAUUCUGCAAAAACCUCAAAAUAUAGCCGGUCAACCGCAGAUUGUGCAUCUUGUAAAGACUGGACAAGGCAUGGUGGCCACUGUACCCAAGGUGAGUCUUAUUCCUGGCAAAAGUGUCCAAGCGACUGGCGCGAAACCUCUUAAUCAAGGACCGACAAUAUUGCGAUUGGUAAAUCCUAAUACGGUUGCGGGCUCAAAGAUCCUCACGACUAUGAAGACGUCCAACAUAGUGGCGAUGAGCAAAGGGCAGAACAUUACGGGCAAACAGACCAUAAUGAUCACCAAGCCAACAGGAAACAGCGGAUUGGUCGGAAGAACCAAUCAAUUCAUUGUUGUCACCACAGGCUCUGGUUUAAGAGCUGUACAAGCUGUAACGACAUCGCAAGCUGGUGCAGGACAAGGAGCUACUCCCGUAGCUACUCCUGUAAACGUCUUGCCGUUGUCGGCUACUAAUCAUGUCACAAAUCAACAAGGUGUCAAGAUGAUUGUUGUUUCUUCCGGGGCAAUGGGCGGUGGAACUGCUGGCAAGCCUUUAACUAUUACAGUUCCGGGACAAGGAGGUGUACCAAAGACAGUGACUAUCGCUGCGAAGAGCGGUACGCAAGCCAUCUUCAAUACUGGCAAGAAUCAACUUGUUACCGUGCCGCAGAUACAAAAGACGCCUGAAGCGGUAGCAGUAUCUGGAAAGCCAGUAACUCUGCAAAUGCCUGCGGGUAUAAGUGCAAAGACGGUGACGCUUUUGCCGACAAGUAGUAGUUCUAUAGUAACUACUUCAAGCACGUCAGAUUCAAUAGAUACUAGCAAAAUGCUAUUUGUUUCUCCACAAAAACAACCUUCAGCUUCUCUCGCAUCUACUUCUGACGGACCUGCUACCACUGAUGCCGCAUUAGCUGCGCUAGCAGCUGAAGCUGGUCUAAUAGAUCCGGUACAGGAACCGUCUGGUGGUUUAUCAUUCAUGGUAGCGACUGAUGAUGGUGCUAGCGGCGACGAUAAAGUGGAGGACAGCUGUAACGGUAAUGAAGCAACCACAGCGGCCGCAUUAGUUUCUCAGAUAGGUGCGGGAGAUGCAAUGCAAGUUGAUGGCGACGGAAACUUCGUACUUCCGCAAGUAGAUGGACCGAUAGACGAUCUCUUGUUGGAAGAUGAAGAAAAAAUGGAUGUAGAUGAGGAACCAGCUUCGGAAAAUCCAACCGAAUCUGCCGAUACUGAAUCAGUGGUAACGGAACAAAAUAAUGCAUCUGAAAAUAUUCAGGCAGAAGAAGAAUCGACAGUGAAAGAGAAAGUUGCCACAAAGAAUGAAGAUGCAACGACAGCCGACCUUCCUGAAUCGAGCACUAUUAGUCAAGUCAAGAAAGAUGACGAUGUUGAUAACUCACCAAUCAGUGGCGAAGUACCUAUGGAAACUAACACUGAUGAUGCAGAGUUACCAAGUAAAAAAGAAGAGGAUCCUGAAUCAGUAGUAAAUGACGCAAAAAUAAUAAAAUCCGAGUUGCCUUUAGUACAAUCAUCCACGGAAGCUUUAUCUGAACAGACACCUCUAGAGGACGUCGCGAAUCCGGCAAUGGAAGUCGACGAGAUUCAACAAGAUAAGAACAGUCAGGUGAAAAAGAACGAAUCGAUUUCUGAAGACGAAAAACCGCUAACGUCUGAAAAUCUAUUUACUGAAGAUACUGAUACUCCACAUCCUCCUCAAGAUGAUAGUCAGAAAGUUGAGAAGAUAAAAGAAGAAAUCGCAGACCAAGACACUGAUAUUCCAACAACAAAUUCUCCAUUAAAAUUGAAUGAUGCUGAUGAAGCGAUGAUUACUGAUAACAGUACAUCGAUUUUGGAUGAUACAAGAGCUCCUAUUGUUACAUCAAAUUCAAACGUUCAAAUAAAAUUAGAGUCGGACGAUGUCGGACCUAUGGAAGAGGACAAAUUGCCCGAAUUGCCCAUAUCGUCGAUCAAUGGUGUUGCUGCAUCUCUCGAGAAGGAAAUGGAAAAAGUACAUGCUCCUACGAAAAUGGAGGUGAAAGAUGACCUCAAUGUUUCAAAAAGAGACAAUUUGAAACAAGAAAAGAUAAAUGAGACUAGAUCAGAAACUGGAGAUGACUCGACAGCUUUGACAACGUUAGCUACUGCUGCUUUAGGAUCAGCAGAACCAGCAAUGAAAGUUAAAAAUGAACAGAGCGAAGAAGAAAAGAAAGAGGCAGAAUGGUAUGAUGUAGGAGUGAUAAAAGGAACAAGUUUUACUGUUCAACACUAUUUUCUUCCUGGUGACGAACCAUUAGAUAUAACGCAAUCUUUGACAAUGGAUGUUUUUAAAGGAAGAGCUAAAGUAGCGUUAGAACCCGGAACUGCCUACAAGUUUAGAGUUGCCGCUGUGAAUAGUUGUGGACGAAGUGCCUGGAGUGAGGUAGCGGCAUUCAAGACGUGUCUUCCGGGAUUCCCGGGUGCACCAAGCGCUAUAAAGAUAUCAAAAUCCGUGGAUGGCGCACAAAUCUCUUGGGAACCGCCGCCUAGCAACGUUGGGCCCAUCCUCGAAUAUUCCGUCUACCUGGCAGUGCGAAGUACCGCGUUGAACAAUGACGGAGAACCAAAAACAGUUGUGUCGAAUCCAAAUCAGUUAGCUUUUAUUAGAGUUUAUUGCGGUUCGAGUAAUUCUUGUUCGGUGAACAAUAGUGCCCUUAAUGCCGCUCAUGUGGACACCACUACGAAACCGGCCAUAAUCUUUAGAAUAGCAGCACGAAACGACAAAGGAUACGGACCAGCUACUCAAGUUAGGUGGUUACAAGCAGAUCCAACCACUGCGGUGAAAAGUAAUCCGCAAGCGAAGAGAUCCGCCAGCACAGACCUACGUUCGCAAGCGACUUCCCCACAGAAAAAAAUGAAGAUUGAACCAGUUAGUGAUAAUUUCUCGUGAGCCUGUUCUCUCCCUGGCCUCGUACAGCCGAAACUCCCAUGAGCAACGCUAUUCAUUAUUUAAUUUCUAUAUGCCUAACAACGAUAACGAAAUCAAUGUAUUACCAGCUAAACAACGUGAUAUACAAGUAAACGAAAGAUAUGAACGUGCGAUAAGAAACGACGAAAGAAAAGGUGGGAGAAGGAGAGAAAGAAAAAGAAAUAUCUAUAGACUGAGUCUAUAUGUAAUGAUGGGGGAAGAAAAGUAUUUUUAGUGUUCACAGUAUGAACGUCAACGUCUUUCUGUACCGCGUUUCUUACUCGCUGUUAUUUUAUUUUUUCGUGAAAGUGCGCGAGAAUCUUAUGUAAAGACGAGUACCGUUAUAUAAUAAAAAAAUGGCGACAUGGUUAUUUUUUGGAGUUAAGUAAGUUUUUCCAUGUUUAUAGCGUUUUCUAACGGACGGUACGACAUAUCGCAUCUAAAUGCUCAUACUUGCAUCACGAUAAAAUAACGGCUGACACACUCGCGCUUUUUUAAUUUUCUCGUUAUCUCUGAGAAUGAGUUUGACGUACAAGAUGUUGUAUGGGAACGAAUAACGGACAGGAUUCAUAUUCGAUAUUUUACAUAUUUGUUUAAAUAAUUAUACAUAUUAUAUAUAUAUUCGACAAAGAUCUAUUUUAAACAUCCAAAUUCUUUAUAAUAUAUUUAUCAUUGACGGAGUAUCUGCAAUUCUUUUUGCAUUCACUAUUAUGUGCAGAGUAAGCUCGCUUUUGAGAUGUAGGUUAUUUAGUGUACAUAAAAUUCUUGCACUGAAAAAAUGUGUUUAUCAUAUUCUGAGGUAAUAAAAUACUUUUUGAUAAGGUAGAAUAAUUGGGAGAUAUAUAUAUUGUGACCUUGAUUAGUCUCCUAUUUCAAUUUGCUCGUUUAUGUUUUAGUUUCAUGCAGUAAGAGAAGCUUUUAUUGUGUCAUCGAUCCAGUUUUACAUGUGACAAUCGGUGCUACACACUAUUCCAAUACUUUUAUUACUGCCAAAUGCGACAAGAAUAUGUUAUUAAUACCAGAAGACAACCCGAAAUAUAAAAUUAUCUAUUAAACUUGUGUAAUACUAAGUUACUUGUAUGCUUUUGUCAAAUUGCAACAAUGCAGAGAUAUUUUGUAUAAUAUAUAUAUUAAAAUGAUUAUAUAUGUAAUUAAAAUGAAUAUCUCUAAGGAUCGGGUACUAGGAUGAUUACUCAUAUUUUAACGGAUAAAAGAAAAACUCCAUGAACAGUUAAGGAUAUUUUUAGACAGCAACAAAACAAUUGUUUGAAUAUUGAUAUAUCUAUAAAAUGGUAGGCUGUACGUCCUUAACGUAAAUUCUAAUCUUUUAUAGCACUAAGACAAGUAAAUAGCAAAUAAUUGGAAGAUUAAUGCUCGAAGGAAAGGUAAGAAAGAAACAUAUGUUAUCGCAUUAGACAGGGGCUUGUAAUAUCCCCAACACCUUUUUUUUAAAUAUAUAUUUUAAUCAAAAUACCAGAUAAGCUUUUGAUCAAUGAAAAAGUUGAUUACAGAAGCUAUCGGCAGUCUCAUUUUUCUCGGUUGACUUUUGGGCUAUGUUGAAGCUGCAAUAAUUUAAGCGCAUAUUUUUAUUUUAGAUUAUCAACAUAUAUAUGCUUUUCGUUAUCCAUUUAUAUCAUAAGUAGAACAUCUACUAACACAGCGUCCCCAACGCUCAAUCUGUUAUAUUGAAGUUUUGCGUUUGCAAAGUUUACUUUACUAGGAAAUCUGCAUGUUAUAAAAAAAGUUAUCUCUGAAUAAUCACGAGAAUAUUCCCGUGGUAUCAAUAAACUUUACAUUAAAUGUACAAUACAGUUGUUUAUCUUUUACAUGGGUUCUUAUACCCGAUAUCUUUAGCAGGAAAUACAGAUGAAGAUAUGAUGUAUAAUGUAAAUGAGAUAACUAAAUGGUAUAUACUUUCUUAAAUGCAUUGUGUUAAUAUUGUUCUUGCUGAUCCUCUAUUUAAAAAAAAAGAGAAAAAGGAAUGACUAUUUCUGUACUAUUAGUAACCAAGAAUGAAUUAUCAGCUGUUUAAUUUUGUUUGUACAUUUUGUUGACAGGAAGUGACACUAAUCUAUAUUUGUGUACACAAGUUUUGUGUAUAAAAAUACUGUGAAAUUAUUAUUAUUACCACGCGACUAUUCUUUUCUUUGUAAAUCGCCUGCUACCACUGCAUUUAUACUCUUCACUGAAGUAUGUCGUGCAAAUAAAUAUAGAUAAAUUUCUUAUACAAUAUAUAAUCUUUACCUUCAUUACACAUUUUGUGCUUUAUAGCAGAUUACAAUAUGAGCACUUUAAAAAAUAUAUUUUAAUGUUAUUUUAAAAGUAUUGUAUAUAUGUACAUUUGUAUUUUUUUAAGUUAAAAGUUUAUUUGAUAUUAAUUUAAUCAGUUUUCCUAGUUAUUAAAAUUUAUAUAUUUAUUAACUUUCAAUUCCAUAAACUUGUGUUUUCUUUGCUUUAUAAAUAAAUCGAAAUUUUUUAUUGCAAAAAUACUAUGAACAAAAAAAAUGUAAUAAAGGACAUGAACAAAAUUUAUUACAGUUAUUGAUGACUUCGGAGUUUUUACCUUUUCAAGAAAUAUAUAACAAUACGUCUUGUUUGGCAGUAACAAAAGCAUAUGUAUUCAUUUGAUUCCUGUCUCAUUUUAUUCGAUCACAAUCAAACAGAACUAUGAGUAAACAAUAAAAAGAAUAAAAUUAUUUGUAUUUAUUUCUGAUAUCAAUGAUUUUAAAAAAACCAUUCUUUUUCAAGUCCCAAUAAUGUGAUGGAUAAUUUGUAUUAAGUUGGUUAAAGUUAAUUAGAUUCAUUAAUUGAUCGUUUUUGCGGAAAUUAAUUUAUUCAUUGUCGAAAUAAAUUAACAUUUGUCGCCAUUUAUAAUUUAUUAAGAUUAACGAACUUAUAACUUACUAUAUCUUAUUUUUAUAUACCAAUUGAAAAAAUUCUCGUUUAGAACUAAUCGGCUGUACGAGAGACCAAAAGAUCCAAUGUCAGCUUCGGACCAUGAUUUUCCUAUAGAAAAUCCUUUUUCUAUACUAAAUCUUAGUCGUAUAUUUAAAGAUGCGCAGAUGAUUAGUACGAGAAAACAUCGACGAGGAGAUUGUAGUGAAAGUGAUUUACGCGCCAUAUAAUAAGAUAAUAAGAGAUUGCGACGAUAUUUCUACGAUGACAGAUAUAAUUUGGCGCAUUGUCGAUAAUGUGUUAAAUGGAUGAUAUUGCUCUGCAUGAAACCUGCAAUGAUAUUGAGCGGAUUUGUAUUUUUUGAUAAGAAUCCCCGGUUCGGUGUGCACAUGUCACCGGACAAGAUUAGUAUACUCUCUCAAGUAUCUAAUCAAUUUCUAAUAAUACACAUCACACGACAAGUUUCGCAAUAUGUAAUGAUGAGUAUAUAACUAUACCGUUUUGUAAUAAGCUACAACUAUGUAAAUUGGAAUGAUAUGUGCGAGAGGAAUUUCUAAAAGCUAGGACGUUGAGGAUACGCGUAUGUGAAAUCGAAUAUACGUCACGAGUUAAAAGUAAGGAAGCGAUUGUAAUGUUAAUUACGUCCUUUCUCUCUCGUACGCGUCUUCUAAAGAUUUACAUUGAAUCACACUGUAAAUAAGUCCUUCGAAUCACGUUAGAUAAUACACGGAUAUCUCGCUGUAUUUACGGAAUUAGCGUGCCUAAUCGCAGACCCGAUGUAAAAAUUUUUUGAUCCGCGCUAUCUAAUUAUACACUAAAAAUUUGUAUUUAUAUAAAGCUUUCGGUUCAUGCUUGCUUCUUUAUCUUUUCGUUGUAUAAUAGAAACUUAAAAUAAUAACACGUUAGAGAAUCGAUAGCAUUCGUGAAAUAAGAAAGAAUCUCUAUAUCCGAUAUAUUUUUUACGUCGUUUUUUACAUCUUCUUAAUAUAAGAAUAUAAAAAAUUAUACAUACCAUCUAAAAAUGUAUGUUGCGUUAUAUGUUAAUUAGUACGAUAUUUAAUAAUUAAUAUUAGGGUCUGCGAUUGACAGCAAAAAAAUUGAGACGCAUGGUUAAGCCUAAGAGCGAAUUGCUUUUUCAUUGAUGAAUCAUUUCUACAGCCGUAUGGAAGAGACAUCAAAUAUCUGUUUGUCUAACACGACGACUUCGCAGAUUAUUUUUAGAACUGAUUAGUGCAAUAUUUUCCAACUGCAGAGUCUAGACAGAAAAUACCGCUUUUAUUGCACAAAUUCAACAUGACAAUGUGCACACUUUCACUGUAAAUGUGUCGCAAUUUUUAUAAUUGCGUGUGUAGCACGAGUGCUACCGAUCACUGACAAUAAAUCAUUUAAAAAAAAAA
Messenger RNA from Solenopsis invicta (red fire ant), 10289 nucleotides. RefSeq names its product host cell factor 1 (gene Hcf). The transcript has 9 exons. Bases 1219 to 5979 code for a protein of 1586 amino acids. Gene Ontology annotation, cellular component: histone methyltransferase complex. Gene Ontology annotation, molecular function: protein binding; transcription coactivator activity. Gene Ontology annotation, biological process: chromatin remodeling; regulation of DNA-templated transcription. Lineage: Eukaryota; Metazoa; Arthropoda; Insecta; Hymenoptera; Formicidae. The record is from RefSeq and is a predicted model, not a curated record.